UCGAAGGAUGAUCCGGAGGGGACUUCCUUGCAAGCAUAUUCUGCAUGUACUUGAUGUGCUGGAUUUGGAUGAAAUACCGGGUUGUUUAGUUCUUCUGCGAUUCUCUAAACAAGCUAGGGGUGGCUUGCCAGCGAGGCGCACGAGCGAUCUACAUGAUUGGGGUUUUCCCGUAGCGGAGGAGCGACAAAGAUUUACGGAGUUGAAUGUGUUACAAGCUGAAGCAUUGCAAGUUGCAUACAAAGAUCCACUGUUGUUCGAGCGGACCAAGGCAUUUUAUGCUGACAUUAUUUCAAACAAGAUGGAGUAUGAUAAUGUACCCAACCGUCCCACAAACUCGGUGAAUACUAAUGUAAAUGAAUUGGGUGACCCUGCUCAAGUUGCUGCUCGAGGUGCGCCUAAGAAACGAAAGCGUAGAGAUGAUGGACAAGGACCCGUGACAAUGAAUGGAAGGCCAUUAUCGUAUGACGAGCGGGGUAGGGGGAUUCGAUGUACCAGAUGCAAAAAGGCUGGACACACCAAACGUAGCUUGAAGUGUGACCUGAAUCCUAGGCAUGUUGCGCAUAUUAUAGGAGGUCAGGAUGAUGAAUGACUUAUUUUGAAGGACGAACUUGGCACGACAUUAUGAAGCUUCAGUUUGCAUGCCGAUAU
This is a messenger RNA of Lolium perenne, 648 nucleotides long. The record is from RefSeq and is a predicted model, not a curated record. NCBI's taxonomy places the organism in Eukaryota, Viridiplantae, Streptophyta, Magnoliopsida, Poales, Poaceae.